Atta colombica is the source of this 279-nucleotide messenger RNA. Its product is annotated as formin-like protein 2. The record is from RefSeq and is a predicted model, not a curated record. The transcript is spliced from 4 exons. The annotation marks the transcript as partial. Lineage: Eukaryota; Metazoa; Arthropoda; Insecta; Hymenoptera; Formicidae.
AACAUCAAAAUCUGGUAAAAUGACAUCAGUAUGCCGCCGCCGCCACCGCCGCCCAGCAUCGUCGUUUUCGCUCGGCGUCGCAUGGCGUCAUCAUCGUUGUCAUCAUUGCCGCCGCCGCCGCCGCCGCCGCCGCCGCCACCGAUCGGCGUCAUCGUCUUCGCCCGACAUCGCCUGGCGUCAUCAUCAUCGUUAUCAUCGAUGUCGUCGCCGCCGUCACCGCCCAACGUCGUCGUUUUCGCUCGGCGUCGCCUAAUGUUAUCGUCGUCGUCAUCGUUGUAA